UGUUCUCUUUACUGGAACAGAAACGCACAGAGGCGUGCGAGUUAGCGUGUAGGUUAACGUUAAUGCAGUGCGGCGGAGGACGGCGGCGUUAAUCAGAAUCAUAAUACGAGACGCGGACGGUCUCUGUUUAAUUAAAGUGUAUUUUCAAAAUCAAACUCCGUUGAACUGAGAAACGACAUGUAAAACGGUGAUGAGCCGCGUCUAAUGACGAGCUUUAGUCUCGGCCACAAACAACAACACGAAGCUGAAGUUAGCUUCCUAAUUCGAAUUCUCCGUUCCACCUUAAAUGUUGCAGCAGUCCCAUUCUGCCGCCUCCAGUGCCAGAAUAGCAGUGCUGCACCAUUUAAGGUGGAACGGAGAAUUCGAAUACUUCAGCCUCGUAACAACUUUGUCAUAGCUGAGCGAAUAUAAAAGCCUGUCUGCUUCAAAGAGCCUAGUUUAGCUUAGCCUAGCCGGUUUGACCCGAUACUACACGUCGGCAGUGUUGUAACAUUAGUUUAGCCUAACAGCGCUCAGCUUCAGCCCCGCCGAUACGGACAUUGUCUCACUUUUAAUCGGAACAGUAACGGCGCCGUGACGGAUAAUCAGCUAAAACUGGGCUGGAUUGGUCGAAACUCACUGUAGCAGCUUAGCUUAGCCAAGGCCGCUGCUAACCAGCUCGCUUUAGCUUGCUGUUUUGCUAAUGUUGACCUCUUUUGCUGAUCAUCCUGACCUGAAUUCGCCGUAAAGUAAGGCUGCCGGUUGGGGCUUUUGCACACGGCUGUGAAUGGUAGUUUAUAGUAAGGGUAUGUCCCUUCAGGAGAGAGGUGCCAAUGUCCAACCGGCCUAAUUCCAAUCCAGGGGGGUCACUGCGCCGUUCACAGAGGAACACAGCCGCGGCCCAGCCACACGACCACACGCUCACAGGAAGGUUGCAGUCAGAGCACGCCAAACAUAAAGCAAAUUCCCCUCCUGAAAGUAGAAGAUCAUAUACUAAAGCUCCCAAAGCCCCGCCCACCUCAGCCGCUGGCUCCGCCCGUGGCCACACCUCCCGCAGAAACAGUCUCUCUCUGUCCGUGGGAACCCACUCUGUGUCGGAUCCAGAUUCAGAAGCAGCAGGAAGUUCAGGCCAGCAGGAGCAGCGUGAAGGCAGCGGCGUUAGCAUUAGCAGCAUUAGCGUAAGUCGCUCUCUCAAACGAAGCUCCGCCUCCGAGCACAACAACACCGGCUCCUAUUCUCCUAGUCCGGCCAAGCGGCCCAAAGCCCAGUCUGAGAGCUCCAGCGCCGGACCCUCGGACCCACCAGGAGCCCCCGAGCCCAAAUCCAAGUCCAAGAAGCGGCGUUUAGCGCCAGAGCCGCCCCCCAGGGCCGUGAGCAGGAAGAGCAGCCCGGGCCCCGGGCCCAGCGGGGCCUCCAACGCCUCCUCGUCCUCACAUAAACGCAAGAAAGCCGACGCUUCCUCCUCAUCCUCUUCCUCUUCGUCCUCCUCUUCCUCUUCCUCGUCUCUCGGGGGCCUCCCGCCCCCCCGCAGUGAGGCCGGCCGGCCAGCGAAACCCUCCAAGCUGGCGUCCAAACCGGCCGCUUCAGCCAAAGCCGGGUGCAGCGCCGUCACAGACUCCUCCUCUUCCUCCGCCUCUUCCUCCUCUGCAUCCUCUUCUUCCUCCUCCUCGGCGGCAGCGGGCGUCAACAGCUGCGCCCCACCACAGGGUGCCCGGCUGAAGCAGGGUAAGGACCAGAGUAAAUCUCGCCGCUCGCGCUCCGCCUCCUCCCCCUCGCCCCGCAGAAGCAGUCGUGACAAGGAGCAGCCCAAAGCUGCCGGAUCCUCCAAGUUCGAGUGGACGUCCCGCUUCAACCCCAAAGUCAACCUGCCAAAGCCCAGACUGUCCCUGCCCGGGUCAUCCAAACCGGAGAGCUCGUCCAAGCCCGGACCGUCCGGACUGCAGGCCAAACUCGCAAGUUUGAGGAAGUCCAGUAAGAAGCGUAGUGAGUCUCCCCCAGCAGAGCUCCCCAGCUUUAGGAGGAGCACACGCCAGAAGACCACGGGCUCCUGCGCCAGCACCAGUCGGCGAGGCUCUGGCCUGGGAAAGCGCGGGGCAGCCGAUACUCGCCGACAGGACAAAAUGGCCGACUCCGACAACAACCAGGAUGGAGCAAACUCAUCAGCUGCGAGAACAGAGGAGACGCCCCAGGGAGCUUCAGCCUCUAGCUCAGUAGCCGGAGCCGUAGGGAUGACCACGUCCGGGGAGAGCGAGUCGGAUGACUCUGAAAUGGGCCGACUGCAGGCCCUGCUGGAGGCCCGUGGUCUCCCACCUCACCUGUUCGGACCCCUGGGGCCCCGCAUGUCCCAGCUGUUCCACCGCACCAUCGGCAGCGGAGCCAGUUCUAAAGCCCAGCAGCUCCUGCAGGGUCUCCAGGCUACGGGUGAUGAGUCUCAGCAGCUGCAGGCUGCUAUAGAGAUGUGCCAGCUGCUGGUGAUGGGUAACGAGGAGACACUGGGCGGGUUUCCCGUGAAGAGCGUCGUUCCUGCGCUGAUCACACUAUUACAGAUGGAGCAUAACUUUGAUAUUAUGAACCAUGCCUCCCGAGCUCUGACCUACAUGAUGGAGGCUCUGCCGCGCUCCUCCGCCGUCGUGGUGGACGCCAUCCCUGUCUUCCUGGAAAAGCUUCAGGUGAUCCAGUUCAUCGAUGUGGCUGAACAGGCUCUGACUGCUCUGGAGAUGCUGUCACGGCGACACAGCAAGGCCAUCCUGCAGGCUGGUGGUCUAGCGGACUGCUUGCUGUAUCUGGAGUUUUUCAGCAUUAACGCUCAGAGGAACGCGUUAGCCAUAGCCGCUAACUGCUGUCAGAGCAUAACUCCGGACGAGUUUCACUUUGUGGCCGACUCUCUGCCACUGCUCACGCAGAGACUCACUCACCAGGAUAAGAAGUCUGUGGAGAGCACUUGUCUCUGUUUUGCCAGGCUGGUGGACAACUUUCAGCACGAGGAGAAUCUGCUGCAGCAGGUAGCAUCUCGUGACCUUCUGACCAACAUCCAGCAGCUGCUGGUGGUCACUCCGCCAGUGCUGAGCUCUGGAAUGUUCAUCAUGGUGGUUCGCAUGUUCUCCCUCAUGUGCUCCAACUGCCCGACCCUUGCUGUCCAGCUGAUGAAGCAGAAUAUCGCAGAGACUCUGCGCUUCCUGCUGUGUGGAGCGUCUAACGGAAGCUGUCAGGAGCAGAUCGAUCUGGUACCCAGAAGCCCCCAGGAGCUUUACGAGCUCACCUCCCUCAUAUGUGAGCUGAUGCCGUGUCUGCCCAGAGAGGGGAUCUUUGCGGUGGAUGCGAUGCUGAAGAAGGGCAGUGCCCACACUACAGAGGCGGCUGUUUGGCAGUGGAGAGACGACCGUGGUCUGUGGCAUCCUUACAACCGCAUCGACAGCCGCAUCAUCGAGACAGCCCAUCAGAACGGUGAGGAUGAGAUCAGUCUGUCCACGCUGGGCCGCGUUUACACUAUCGACUUUAACUCUAUGCAGCAAAUUAACGAGGACACUGGCACUGCCCGCGGCAUCCAGAGGAAACCAAACCCGCUGGCCAAUCCAAACUCCGGAGGUCAUCUGGAGGUACGUGGGGAGGACGCUCGCGCUCAGCUGAUGAAGGAGGACCCCGAGCUGGCGAAGUGUUUUAUAAAGACGCUGUUCGGUGUGCUGUACGAAGUGUACAGCUCCUCCGCCGGACCUGCUGUCAGACACAAGUGCCUUAGAGCCAUCCUCCGCAUCAUCUACUUCGCAGAUGCUGAGCUGCUGAAGGACGUCCUGCGCAACCACGCCGUGUCCAGUCACAUAGCCUCCAUGCUGUCCAGUCAGGACCUGAAGAUUGUAGUGGGCUCUCUGCAGAUGGCGGAGAUCCUCAUGCAGAAGCUGCCCGACGUGUUCAGCGUCUAUUUCAGACGAGAAGGUGUGAUGCACCAGGUGAAGAACCUGGCAGAGUCAGAGACAUUUUUCACCAGCCCCCCCAAAGCCUGCACAAGCGGGACCACCAGCCUGUGCACCACCACCAUCACCACGGCGACCACCACCGCCGCUUCCAACGUCACUCCGGACCUCGGCUCGCCGAGCUUCCAGCACAGCAUGGACGACUCGCUGGACCUCAGCCCUCAGGGUCGUCUGAGUGAUGUUCUAAAGAGGAAGCGUCUACCUAAGAGAGGACCCCGCCGCCCCAAAUACUCGCCCCCCAGAGACGAUGAGAAAGUGGACAAUCAGGCUAAGAGUCCCACCACUACAGCGUCCCCCAAAUCCUCCUUCCUGGCCAGUCUGAACCCCAAAACGUGGGGCAAACUGGGAGCCCAGACCAACAGCACUAACUCGGAGCCGUCCCGCACGGCUGGCGUCAGCGGUCUCGCCCGAGCCACGCCCAAAGACUCUGUCUCCAACAACAGGGAUAAGAUCAAAGCGUGGAUAAAGGAGCAGGCCAGUAAAUUUGUGGAGCGAUAUUUUAACUCUGAGAAUGUGGACGGCAGCAACCCGGCGCUGAACGUCCUGCAGAGACUGUGUACGGCGACAGAGCAGCUUAAUCUGCAGGUGGAUCGCGGUGUGGAGUGCCUGAUGGAGAUCUGCAGCAUCGUGUCCGAGUCGGACGUGUCGUCGUUCGAGAUCCAGCACAGCGGGUUGGUGAAGCAGCUGCUGCUCUAUCUGACCUCCAACAGCGACAGAGACAUCGUCAGCAGAGACCAGAGGAUCAAGAGGUUCCUGCACAUCUUCUACGGCUGUCCUCUGCCGGGUCAGGAGCCCCUGUACCGUCUGGAGCCGACGGAGAACGGGCCGCUGCUGGCGCUGGUCCACAAAAUGAACAGCUGUCUGAGUCAGAUGGAGCAGUUUCCCGUUAAAGUUCACGACUUUCCCAGCGGGAACGGAAACGGCAGCAGAGGUUCUCAGGCUCUGAAGUUCUUCAACACCCACCAGCUGAAGUGCCAGCUGCAGAGACACCCGGACUGCACCAACGUGAAGCAGUGGAAGGGGGGGCCUGUUAAAAUUGACCCUCUUGCGCUGGUUCAGGCCAUCGAGAGAUACCUCGUUGUCAGAGGUUACGGUCGAGUCCGAGAGGAGGAUGAAGACAGCGAUGAUGAUGGUUCAGACGACGAAAUCGAUGAAUCGCUGGCGGCUCAGUUCCUGAAUUCGGGCAGCGUGCGUCACCGUCUGCAGUUCUACAUCGGAGAGCACCUGUUGCCCUACAACAUGACCGUGUACCAGGCAGUGCGGCAGUUCAGCCUCCAGCCAGAGGAGGAGCGAGAGAGCACAGAUGAUGAGGCCAAUCCGCUCGGACGAGCCGGAAUAUGGACCAAAACACACACUAUAUGGUAUAAGCCAGUGAGGGAGGAUGAGGACGGCUGUAAAGAUGCUGUUGGAGGGAAGAGGGGUCGAGCACAAACAGCUCCCACCAAAACGUCCCCGCGCAACGCUAAGAAACAGGACGAGCUGUGGCACGAUGGCGUCUGUCCGAGUGUCACUAACCCGUUGGACGUGUACCUCAUAUCUGAGCCUCCAGAGGGAAUCACGUUUGAUGACCCGUCUCUGGAGGUCAUCCUGCUGCUGAGGGUUCUGCACUCCAUUAGCAGAUACUGGUUCUACCUCUACGAUAAUGCUGUGUGUAAGGAGAUCAUCUCCACCAGCGAGUUCAUUAACAGUAAACUGACGGCGAAGGCAAACCGGCAGCUGCAGGAUCCGCUCGUCAUCAUGACUGGAAACAUCCCCACCUGGCUCACCGAGCUGGGGAAGACCUGUCCGUUCUUCUUCCCCUUCGACACGCGGCAGAUGCUGUUUUACGUCACCGCUUUUGACCGAGACCGGGCCAUGCAGCGCCUGCUGGACACAAACCCCGAAAUCAACCAGUCAGAUUCACAGGACAGCCGAGUGGCGCCGCGACUCGACAGGAAGAAGCGGACGAUAAACCGUGAGGAGCUGCUGAAGCAGGCGGAGUCGGUGAUGCAGGAUCUGGGCAGCUCCAGAGCGAUGCUGGAGAUUCAGUAUGAAAAUGAGGUGGGGACAGGUCUGGGUCCUACACAGGAGUUUUAUGCUCUGGUGUCUCAGGAGCUGCAGAGAGCUGAUCUGGGUCUCUGGAGAGGAGAGGAGGUCACACUGGCCAACCCGAAAGGGAGUCAAGAGGGCACAAAGUACAUGUUCAGCUCCAGAGGACUGUUCGCCGUCCCGUUCGGCCGCAGCACCAAACCUGCACACAUCGCCAAGAUCAAAAUGAAGUUCCGUUUCCUUGGAAAACUCAUGGCCAAAGCCAUCAUGGACUUCAGGCUGCUGGACCUGCCGCUGGGGUUGCCGUUCUAUAAGUGGAUGUUGAGACACGAGUCGUCCAUCAGCUCCCACGACCUGGUCAACAUCGACCCUGGAGUGGCCAAAUCCAUCCAGCACCUGGAGGACAUCAUCAGACAGAAGAAGAGGCUGGAGCAGGACCAAUCACACACGAGGGAGACGCUGCAGCAGGCGCUGGAGAGUCUGAACAUGAACGGCUGCUCGGUGGAGGAUCUGGGGCUGGACUUCACGCUGCCCGGGUUCCCAAACAUCGAGCUGAAGAAGGGCGGGAAGGACGUUCCUGUGACCAUCCACAACCUGGAGGAGUAUCUGAGGUUGGUCGUGUACUGGACCCUGAAUGAAGGAGUGUCGCGGCAGUUUGAGUCGUUCAGGGAAGGAUUCGAGUCGGUCUUUCCCCUCCACCAUCUGCAGUACUUUUACCCUGAGGAGUUGGAUCAGUUGCUGUGCGGUAGCAAGUCUGAAACGUGGGAUGUGAAAACUCUGAUGGAAUGCUGCAGACCUGAUCACGGAUACACACACGACAGUCGGGCAGUCCGUUUCCUGUUUGAGGUUCUCAGCAGUUUUGAUGCGGAGCAGCAGAGACUUUUCCUCCAGUUUGUGACGGGGAGCCCUCGACUACCGGUGGGAGGUUUCCGGAGUUUGAACCCUCCUCUGACCAUCGUACGCAAAACGUUUGAGUCGACGGAGAACCCGGACGACUUCCUGCCGUCGGUGAUGACGUGCGUGAACUACCUGAAGCUGCCGGAUUACUCGAGCAUCGAGAUCAUGCGUGAGAAACUGUUAAUCGCAGCUCGCGAAGGACAGCAGUCCUUCCAUCUGUCCUGAUCGCCCUCAAACUCACGCAGAAAUGCCUUCAGAACCCACCGCAGAACCCAGAACCCACACGCAUCACCACUUCCUCCCUUCCUCUACAGUUUUCUAUUGUUUCUCUCUUUUUCCUCGUUUUGUUUUGGUCUUUUUUGUAAGCACCCACACUGAGGCGGCGCGUACAGACGCCUCGCUGUUCAGAGAAAAGCAGCCGGUGGAAACAAAAAGCCGAAGAAAAGAGACUGAUGUUCUAUCUGCUGCCCUCCUUUUCCACUGAGAGCGGAAAAAUCGGCAUUGAGAGACUCCGGAACUCCGAAAUAAAACAAAAUAAAACAGAAAUUAGAAGUCGAUGCAGAUCUGAAGCCUAUAUCAGUAGCUGAGUAAUGUUAAAGAGGUUGGGUGAAGUUUUCAAUCCUGCGUUGCUGUGUGAUAUUUAAAGAGAAAAAAGGGAUUUUUUUUUCCUCUGAAGUGGUGAAUGACAUCAUCACUGUGUGCUUUCAGGGGGGGAGGGGGGUCCAUCCAGCAGGCGGCGCUCUCUUACAGCUCCAAAGAUCAUUUGUACAGACCAACAUUUGCAGAUUUUGCUCAUUCUACAUUUGAUAGAAUAGCCGUGUGGCCCCAAACGACGUCCUCCUGCUUUCUGUUCUGUAUCGAACUCCAGUUCGUGCUGCAUUUCGGUUCCUGUUCCUUUUAAUUUCUCUCCUCUUGUUUGCAAACAUUUUUCAGAAAAAAUGUAAGAAAGUUGCAGUUGGAUGCGGGUAGUGAUGGAAGUGUAGUAUCUAUUAUUGUACUAUUAUUAUUAUUAUUAUUAUUAUUAUUAUUAUUAUUAAAAUUAUUUUUGUUUUUGUUUUUUUAUCAGAGUUGAAAUGGUUUUCUGGCCGACAUUUAAACUUUGAGUGUCGCUCGUGUUGAACAUUUUAUCCACAGCGCUGGAUAGACAGACUUUUCUAUUUUUUUCUUUUUCGUUGUUCUUUUUUUUUGUUUUGUUUUUGUUUUUUUUUGUUUUUUUGUUUUGCUCUCUGUGGGUUAGUGUAGUGCCUCUGCUGGAUGCACGGGGAACUUCAGCGAAAACGGCCUGCUCUCAUCCCGUCAUGUAGCCGAGCACAAAGUUAAUUAAAAAAAGAAAGAAAAGAAUUGGCUGGUCUCAUUUUAUCGUUUCAUGGCCAGAUAACAUUUCAAAACAAAUCAUUUAUGGAAUAAAGUUUAUAUGCAGUUUUCACGCCCGGUUUGAGGCGGAAUCAUCUGCCGUUUUUAUUUUCUAUUAUUAUUUUCUUUCCUUGCUGUAGUUUUUUUGCACUGCUGGCUUGGAUCAGACCGUGGUGUGUGCACUGCAGUGUGUUGUGGGGCGGGGGGGGCCGCUGUCCUUCACUCUCCUGACCCCAAACGUUCAUGUGCUGGUUUCUAAAAUCUGCAAUAAUUUACUGCAUCAGGUUCUUGUUUUUACCUGGACAUAAAUAAAGUAACUGUUUGACUCAGA
Colossoma macropomum (tambaqui) is the source of this 8556-nucleotide messenger RNA. It is a transcript of the gene trip12, whose product is annotated as thyroid hormone receptor interactor 12. The record is from RefSeq and is a predicted model, not a curated record. The transcript has 44 exons. Bases 813 to 7097 code for a protein of 2094 amino acids. Gene Ontology annotation, cellular component: nuclear speck. Gene Ontology annotation, biological process: regulation of double-strand break repair; DNA damage response; proteasome-mediated ubiquitin-dependent protein catabolic process. Lineage: Eukaryota; Metazoa; Chordata; Actinopteri; Characiformes; Serrasalmidae. Gene Ontology annotation, molecular function: zinc ion binding; ubiquitin protein ligase activity.